UGUAUGUAUAAAUACACAAGCUUGUCUACUACAAAUUUCAUCUCUUAUCCUCAUAUAAUAAAUAGUACACAAUGCUCUCUUCUUCCAAUCUUUCCCUCACUCUCUUCCUACUUUUUAACCUAUUCAUCCUCCACCAAUCUCUCGCCGCCACCGAAAAGCAAUGCCACGUGGACGAUGAAAGUGGGUUAUUAGCAUUCAAGUCCGGCAUAAUAUCUGACCAAUCAGGAUCGCUCAACUCAUGGAAGCCCGGUACUGAUUGCUGCAAAUGGGCCGGGAUAAAAUGCAAGCCCGAAUUCAACAACCGUGUCACUGUAAUAGAUCUCUACGGUUGGCCAUCGGACGGCACAAACAUUUUAGCGGGCCCCAUUUCGCCCGCACUCGCGAAACUCCAGUCUUUGGAGUCUCUAAAGUUCGACCAUCUCGGAAACUUAACGGGGCCUUUCCCUGAUUUCCUCCUAUCAAUGCCAAACAUCACCACUAUAAUCCUUUCAGACAACAAAUUAUCCGGUACUAUACCUAGAAACAUAGUUAACCUCCUCAAACUCGAAACUUUGGCUCUUGAUGGGAACCAAUUUUCUGGGACUAUACCGAGCCUGGGCAAAUCGACAAGUUUAUUAUAUCUCAACCUCGGCAAUAAUCGUCUCUCUGGUGGCAUUCCAAUCAGUUUUCGGCGGCUGAGGAAGCUUUCCUGGCUGGAGUUGAGUUCGAACCAGCUCACAGGUAGUAUACCAGAUAUCUUUUCUGGAUUAACCUCUAUUGUAAUUCUUUAUCUCUCGCAUAAUAAAUUCUCCGGGAAUAUUCCGAAAAGCCUAUCGUAUCUUAAACCGAUCAACGUCGACUUGAGCCACAAUGCUUUAAUAGGGCAAAUACCAGACAUCUCGUCAAACAGUUUCAAUGCAAUAAACGGACUUAACCUCUCAUGGAACCAGCUUUCUGGGGUUAUCCCUGAAAAUUUUGCGAAAUUCACCCAAAUAACCCUUCUUGAUUUUUCUCAUAAUAAGCUAAAUGGUUCUUUACCUGAAAUGAGAAUGGCGAGAAGUAUGCACGCUUUGGACUUUUCAUACAACGAUUACCGUUUUGGGAAAAUCCCAAAAUGGAUUGGUAACACAUCGACCAACAUUCUAGGGCUUGCGAAAUGUGGGAUCAAGAUGAAGUUGAAUGAUUGGAAACCGACGGUGAUUUAUGGCAAUGUGUAUCUUUCGGAGAAUGAAUUAACGGGAAACCCACUUCAAUUCUUGAUUAGCCAGAAUACGUAUCUGAUGGGGUUUUGGGCGUUGGGUAAUAAGUUGAAAUUUGAUAUGAAACACUUGAAGCUUGGGAAGAAGAUGGUCAACUUGGAUCUUUCGAACAACUUGGUGUAUGGAAAUGUGCCCAAGACUGUUUCGAGGCUUCAAGAGUUGAACGUCAGCCACAACCAUCUGUGCGGUCAGCUUCCGGCCACAAAGUUUCCGGCAACUGCUUUUCUUGGGAAUGACUGUCUGUGUGGAGCUCCACUACCACCCUGCAAAUCUUAAUCAGCAAAGUUUCUAGGAAAUAAGCUCGUUUGAUUUCCUAGGAUAUUUGUGUUAUUAAGGAUUCCCCUUUACCAUUUGAUUUUUUUCUUGUCUUUUUAUUUAAUCUAGCAAUAAAUCUGUGGAAAACCAAGAAUGUUAUGUACCAUAAUAUAUCGUAUAUGUUUAUUGUCCAUAUUUAUGCAACUGUUUUCAAGGGUCGCCA
Messenger RNA from Erythranthe guttata (spotted monkey flower), 1716 nucleotides. RefSeq names its product receptor-like kinase TMK2. Gene Ontology annotation, molecular function: protein binding. NCBI's taxonomy places the organism in Eukaryota, Viridiplantae, Streptophyta, Magnoliopsida, Lamiales, Phrymaceae. The record is from RefSeq and is a predicted model, not a curated record.